This is a messenger RNA of Homalodisca vitripennis (glassy-winged sharpshooter), 2094 nucleotides long. RefSeq names its product venom protease-like. Lineage: Eukaryota; Metazoa; Arthropoda; Insecta; Hemiptera; Cicadellidae. Gene Ontology annotation, molecular function: serine-type endopeptidase activity. Gene Ontology annotation, biological process: proteolysis. The record is from RefSeq and is a predicted model, not a curated record. The transcript is spliced from 8 exons. Bases 217 to 1149 code for a protein of 310 amino acids.
ACGACCUGUUGAAAUACAUUGUCUGUCUGUGUAUCUGCUUGUCCGCAUGUGUGUAGUGAUCGUGUUGUUAUUUCUUAUCAGCUAAACCUCUCAAACCCACAGUCAAUACGACCACCCGGCGGAGCAGAUGUAAACGGUGCAGCAUCAAUUUAUUACUCAGAGGAGCCGAAACAACAAAACGAAAAUCCUCCCGCUCACCCUCAAUAGGAGAAGAAGAUGUUUUACUACAGUUUACUUAUUUUAUUGCUAUUGUCUCUGACCUGCAAAUGCCAGUAUGACAGAGCAAGGAUGAUUGAAGGGGCGUCGAAACUCCGAAAACUUCCGCUACUGGACGUCUGUGGUUUGAGCCGUAUAGACAUCGGCACCAGAAUAAUCAACGGGAAACCAGCUAAACUAGGGGCGUACCCGUGGAUGGCUCUUGUUGGAUACCGGCGUCAAUCCGGCAGGAGGACAAUGUGGGGGUGCGGUGGGAGUCUGGUGACCAACCAGCAUGUUGUAACCGCCGCCCACUGUGGCUAUUCUCCCAUAUUGGACGGGUACAAUGUAUAUGAGGUGCGACUCGGAGACCUGGACAUGAAUGAUACGAUAUAUGACGGUGCAUACCCCUUGGAUUUCGGAGUAGAGUCCUUCACCAUACACGAGCACUACGACAAUAAAAAGAAAGUGAAUGAUGUGGCAAUCAUCAAGAUUAAGGGAAAGGUUCAAUUUACAGAUCUCAUCAGACCCAUAUGUCUGCCCCCGCCAGAGUUCAGGACAAACAUGUUUGUCGACUUUGCCCCCGUGGCUGCCGGUUGGGGAGUAUCGGUAAACAACACUGCAUUCAGAACAGACACGCGGCUGCUAGAGGCAGAGCUCACAAUCCAGGACCUGGACGAGUGCAGGACCAACGUAACGACAAAAUUGACCGAUGUUCAGAUUGAUGAUAGCGUAAUUUGCGCGUACUCGCCCACGAGCGAUACCUGUCAGGGUGACUCUGGAGGACCUCUAAUGUUCCCGAAGACGCUGAGCAGAUCUGUCAAUACUACCGGCAACAUGUUUCUCAUGGGGAUCGUCUCCUAUGGCUACAUGUGUGCACUCCCAGGGUUUCCUAGUGUAUACACUCGCGUAGCCCAUCACAUGGCUUGGAUCGUUGAACAUUUGGACGUCUGAUAUGGAUUAUCCAAUCUUUAUCAUCCCCAGUCAAUGGAGAAGUAGUCAUACUGCAAGAGCGAGCUAUUUCAUCUUGAAUUGUUGAUAUUAACCUUAUUUGUUUAUUUCAUUUUCUAUACAUUUAGGCCGUUUUCUUUGUAAUCUAGUCCUAUAACACCAAAUUUGUGCUUUUUUGUUGUUAUUCAAUGUUGUUAAGAUCAAUAAUUGUUAUUAAAAUCGCAAUCUAAAUACCGGCAUACUUUCUCUUUGAAAAUAAUAUAAAUAUAUUGGUUUAAAAAUGUAUUACAUGUAAUAACCAAUACAUUCAUGUUGUAAAUAGAUGCAGUUAAGCAGAUUAAACACAGCUUUCACCGUAAGACCCUCAUUAAUAAUCUUCGGAAGAUAAGCAGAAGCACUCAGCAAUACGGGCUCUUAAGAGCCGUCUGUACUAAAACUGUCUUGUUCGUCCUGCAAGAAAUGUGUUGCAGGACAAACCACCUUCAUCUUUGUUUUCAGGUCGCAGAGUUGUAAAUUGUCAAAUUUAAAGGUACGGUACAAGUUUACAAAUCUUUUUUUAGUUUUGUAAUAAGUAUUUAAUAUUUAAACAGUAGCAAAAUAUAGUUAAAACUUUUACUCGUAAAUUCUUGCACAAGUUCAGUAUUUAAAAAGAGACAACAAAAAUUUAUACUUUCAACAUCACAUUGUACUUGUUGUAAAGAGCAAACGUAAAAAUGGAGCCGGCUCUUAUGGGCAUUGAAUCACAGAAGGUAUUAUCAGGCAUGUGGUAUACCAUAAUUUAAAAAUUAGAAAUUCUUUUAAGAGCCUAUUUUGAAAAAUAAUUUGCUGCUUAGAAUGUUAUAAGUUUUACAAAAAAAGCGAUAUAAUAAUUUGGUGAAUUAAACUUAGGUUUAAAUUUUUGAAUUUUCAUUUGUUUGUUUUCAUCAAGUAAUAAACUGUUAUGGUAAA